GAUGUAUUUGUAACUAGUCAUCGCUAGGUGGACUGCAAACUGCAACAAUUGUUGAGUAUUGCGUAUUAUUGCCAAUUAUUGGAGCAGCGAUUAUCUUGUGUUAGUUCGUGUUGCAAGCUCGUGGCCAAUAAAAGAGGAGAAGAAAAUUAGGAGCACUGCUCCUUGUUUGGAGCAAUUGAUCUGUCAGGAGACCGGCGUCGAAUUAUUGUGUCGGAUCGAAAGAAUUAUUUAUAAUUGUAAAAAUGGUUGUAAGAUCAUAUCAAGAAGAGCUCAAAUAUUUAGAAAAGAUAAAUGAAUGUUGUUGGAGAAUUAAAAAAGGCUUUCAGCCUAACAUGAAGGUUGAAGGAGUAUUUUAUGUAAAUAAUACAUUGGAGCGUUUGAUGUUUGAUGAAUUGCGCAAUGCAUGUCGGCCAGGUGCUGUUGGAGGUUUCCUGCCUGGAAUGAAACAGAUUGCUAAUGUUGCAGCUUUACCUGGUAUUGUAUGGAGAUCUGUUGGAUUACCAGAUGUACACUCUGGAUAUGGCUUUGCUAUUGGUAAUAUGGCAGCGUUUGACAUGGAUGAUCCACAGUCAAUUGUCUCACCUGGUGGCGUAGGCUUUGAUAUUAAUUGUGGUGUUCGUCUAUUACGAACAAAUUUAUUUGAAAAGGAUAUCUUACCAGUGAAAGAACAACUUGCGCAAAGCAUGUUUGAUCACAUUCCAGUUGGCGUUGGAUCUAAAGGAAUCAUACCAAUGAAUGCACGAGAUUUAGAGGAAGCAUUAGAAAUGGGAAUGGAUUGGUCUUUGAGAGAAGGUUACAUUUGGGCUGAGGACAAAGAGCAUUGCGAAGAAUAUGGAAGAAUGCUCAAUGCAGAUCCAUCAAAAGUAUCAAUGAGAGCUAAGAAACGUGGACUUCCUCAAUUAGGAACAUUAGGAGCUGGAAAUCAUUAUGCGGAAAUUCAAGUAGUGGAUGAAAUAUAUGACAAAUGGGCUGCAUAUAAAAUGGGCAUCGAAGAAAAAGGACAAAUUUGUGUUAUGAUUCAUUCAGGGAGCAGAGGAUUUGGUCAUCAAGUUGCUACAGAUGCACUUGUUCAAAUGGAAAAAGCUAUGAAACGCGAUAAAAUAGAAACCAACGAUAGACAACUUGCAUGUGCUCAUAUUAAAUCUCAAGAAGGUCAGGAUUAUUUAAAAGCAAUGUCAGCUGCCGCCAAUUUUGCAUGGGUUAACAGAAGUUCUAUGACGUUCCUUACUCGACAGGCAUUUGCGAAACAAUUUAAUUUAUCUCCGGACGACUUAGAUAUGCAUGUUAUUUAUGAUGUAUCUCAUAAUAUUGCCAAAAUAGAAGAACAUAUAGUUGAGGGAAAACAGAAGACACUUUUAGUUCAUAGAAAGGGAUCAACGAGAGCCUUUCCACCUCAUCAUCCUUUGAUUCCUGUAGAUUAUCAAUUAACCGGUCAACCUGUUUUAAUCGGUGGUACAAUGGGUACAUGUAGUUAUGUUCUGACUGGUACUGAACAGGGUAUGAAAGAAACAUUUGGUUCAACAUGUCAUGGUGCUGGCCGUGCUCUCUCGAGAGCGAAAUCACGUAGAAAUUUGGAUUAUAUGCAAGUUCUGCAAAAGUUAGAACAAUUAGGUAUAUCUAUACGUGUUGCUUCACCAAAAUUAGUCAUGGAAGAAGCACCAGAAUCCUAUAAAAAUGUAACGGACGUUGUUGAUACUUGUCAUGCAGCUGGUAUUUCUAAGAAAUGCAUUAAAUUACGUCCAAUUGCGGUUAUUAAAGGAUAAUUCACAAAAUAUUUUGACAAUUUUUUUAUAUAUGAUGAUAUAUAGUAAAUAUAUUUGCCAAACACUAAAGUUAAUAUAUUGGCUAAUAAAAUUCAAAUUGUGUUUGUAAAAAUUAUAUAACAACAUUUUUUUAUAAAUUGUAACAUAUAUUUUGCAACAUGGAAUUAUGUAACUGUUGAUUAACUGUUGAUUGUUACAUUAGCUUUUUGUACUUAAUGUAAUGAAGUCAUAUACCAAUACAUUAUAUACCUAAUGAUAUUAAAAGAUCUAUAUGCGUUAUAAACGCUAGUAGUUAUUAAAAUAAAUUUAAUAUUAAUCAUAAAAUUAUAUUACAUCACAUAUACACAUCACAAACUAUACAUAUAAUAGGAGGAGGAAAAAUAAAGAAUAAAAUAAAUUUUAAAAA
Messenger RNA from Pogonomyrmex barbatus (red harvester ant), 2169 nucleotides. It is a transcript of the gene RtcB, whose product is annotated as RtcB RNA ligase. NCBI's taxonomy places the organism in Eukaryota, Metazoa, Arthropoda, Insecta, Hymenoptera, Formicidae. Gene Ontology annotation, molecular function: RNA ligase (GTP) activity; RNA ligase (ATP) activity. Gene Ontology annotation, biological process: tRNA splicing, via endonucleolytic cleavage and ligation. Gene Ontology annotation, cellular component: nucleus; tRNA-splicing ligase complex. The record is from RefSeq and is a predicted model, not a curated record.